CCUCCGCUCUCCCCGCCUCCCUAUCUCGGCGUCGGUCCCUGCGCAGGACCCAGGUGUCCCGGUCGCUCAGCCUUCGGUGCCCGGACGCCAGCGGGGGUCCGGGCCGGUCCGGACGCCAGGCCAGCCCGAGAUUGGAGCUUCCCUGCCCACCCCACCCCCACCCGCCACCUGGGGCCGGUCCGGACAGAGCGGCGAUGGCCAAGCGGAGCUCGCUCUCCCUCCGCAUCAUAGAAGGCAAAAACCUGCCGGCCAAGGACAUCACCGGCAGCAGUGAUCCCUAUUGCAUCGUGAAGAUCGACAACGAGCCCAUCAUCAGGACAGCCACGGUAUGGAAGACCUUGUCCCCAUUCUGGGGUGAAGAGUACAAGGUUCACCUUCCUCCCACCUUCCAUUCUGUGUCCUUCUAUGUCAUGGAUGAAGAUGCUCUCAGCCGGGACGAUGUCAUUGGGAAGGUCUGCCUCACCAGAGACGUCUUAGCCGAGCAUCCCAAAGGUUACAGUGGAUGGCUCCACCUGAAGGAGAUUGACCCGGAUGAGGAAGUGCAGGGAGAGAUCCACCUGCAGAUGGAGAUCGUGAAAGGCCAGGGGCCCCAGAAGCUUCGCUGCACGGUGUUUGAGGCCAGGGACUUAGCCAGAAAGGAUCGUAAUGGAGCAUCUGACCCCUUUGUCCGAGUGCGCUACAAUGGCAAGACCCAGGAGAGUUCGGUUGUAAAGAAAUCCUGCUACCCAAGAUGGAACGAGACCUUUGAGUUUGAGCUGGACGAGUCUGCCCCCGGGACGCUGUGUGUGGAAGCCUGGGACUGGGACCUGGUCAGCAAAAAUGACUUCCUGGGCAAGGUGAUGUUCAAUAUCCAUGGCUUGCAGGCCGCCCAGCGGGAAGAGGGCUGGUUCUGGCUGAGACCGGACCAGUCCAAGAAGCGAGUGGAUGAGGGCAGUCUGGGCUCCUUGCAGUUACAGGUGUGGCUCCGGGAUGAGACAGUGCUGCCCUCCAGCCACUACCAGCCCCUUGUGCAACUGCUCUGCCAGGAGGUCAAGCUGAGCCCUCAGGAGCAUCCAGGGCAGCUGAUCUCCCUCAUUGAGGAGACUACAACAGCCGAGUGUCGCCAGGAGGUGGCCACCAAUAUGGUCAAGCUUUUCCUGGGCCAGGGGCUAAUCAAGGAAUUCCUGGACCUGCUUUUCCAACUAGAGCUCAGGCGGACUGUCGAAGCGAACACUCUCUUUCGGAGCAAUUCCUUGGCCUCUAAAUCCAUGGAAUCCUUUCUGAAGAUCUCAGGCAUGCAGUACUUACACAGUGUUCUGGGCCCCACAAUCAACCGAGUCUUUGAAGAGAAGAAGUAUGUGGAACUGGACCCCAGCAAAGUGGAGAUUAAAGACGUGGGAUGCUCAGGGCUGCACCGGAUCCAAACAGAGAGUGAGGUGAUAGAGCAGAGCGCCCAGACCCUGCAGUCAUACCUCGGUGGGCUCCUAUCGGCCAUCGGUCGCUCAGUGAAGAUGUGUCCAGCGGUCAUCCGGGCCACCUUCCGCCAGCUUUUCAAGCGGGUGCAGGAACACUUUCCUGAAAACAAGCACCAGAACCUGAAGUUCAUUGCCGUCACCAGCUUCCUGUGCUUACGCUUCUUCUCACCGGCCAUCAUGGCGCCCAAACUCUUCCACCUGCGUGAGAAGCACGCUGACGCCCGCACCAGCCGCACCUUGCUGCUCUUGGCCAAGGCCAUUCAGAACAUGGGCAACAUGGACACGGUGGCCUCCCGAGCCAAGGAGGCCUGGAUGGAACCGCUCCAGCCCAUGGUCCAGCAAGGCGUGACUCAGCUGAAGGAAUUCAUCACCAAGCUCAUUGACAUUGAGGAGAAGGAGGAGCUGGACCUCCAGAGAGCACUUAACCUGCAGGCUCUGCCUGUGAAGGAGGGGCCCCUCUUUAUCCACAAGGCCAAGGGCAAGGGCCCCCUCCUGCCCUCCUUCAAGAAGCUCCACUUCUCUCUCACCAGUGAGGCCCUCAGCUUUGCCAAGACACCCAGUUCCAAGAAAAUGUCCUUCAUCACCCUGGCCAACAUCCAGGCGGCUGAGAAGGUGGAAGAGAAGAGCUUCGGCAGCUCCCACGUCAUGCAGAUCAUCUAUGCUGGGGACACCGGCCAGUCGGAGACGGCCUACCUGCAGUGCAAGUGCAUGAACGAGCUGAACCAGUGGCUGUCCGCCCUGCGCAAAGUCUGCCUCAAUAACCAGGGCAUGCUGGGCUCCUACCACCCGGGCAUCUUCCGAGGAGAGAAGUGGAGCUGCUGCCAUCAGAAGGAGAGGACAAGUCUGGGCUGUGACAAAACGCGGAACCGGGUGACCCUGCAAGAAUGGAACGACCCCCUGGACCCGGACCUGGAAGCGCAGCUCGUCUAUAGGCAUUUGUUGGGCGUCCAAGACACGAUGCGUGAAAAGUACCUGGAGCUGCGUGCCCUGGAGGCUGCUGGGAAUAUCCCCAAUAUCCAAAAUGAAGCAGCUGAGGACGGCCUCACGCAGCUGUUCCAGGUGCUCCAGGACCUUGAGCGCGCCCACCGCUCUGGCCCACUGACCACUGCAGACCGGGAAAAGAACCAUCUCUUGGAGCUGCAGACGUGAGACUGACCCGCUUCCCGCAGGCCCAGGCCCAGCCCCAGCCCUGAUGCCAUCCACCCCCCUCCGCUUCCUGCUGGGACUUCCCUGUCCCUUUGGCCGCCCAUGAACUCUGUGCGUUGGGGACCUGCCGGUGGCCUGGGUGACCCACCAGGCCCCUUUGCUGUCCCUGCCCUCACUUUUGCUCCAAAGCUCAGCCCUUGGCUGCAAACCCUCCCACCGCCCCCACCCCAUUUCUGUCACACCGAGGGCCUGAGCCCCCCUGCUGGGCUGUGCAGAGCCUCUAUUUAGGGGCAGGAGGGCUGGGAGGGGCUGAAGGCCCCCGUCCACGUCCUGGUUUCCUGGCCUGGGUCACCGGGCUCCCCUGGAAAGGCAGCCUUGGUCCCAGGCCCUUUGUUCCCCGUGGCCCACUCCCAGUUAUGUCCUUGACUCUAACAUUCCAGGAGGUUCACAGUGGGGGAGCUCCAGAGCUGGGAUGGGGAGGGAAAGGGGUACCUGGGAUCCCUCAUUAGGACUCGGAAGUCCCAAGAUGUCUCCGUUCCUGACGCUGCUGGCCCAUGAUGGGCACCCAGGCUCCCAGCCAUUCUCCCAUCCGAGGGGGGAGUCUAGAGAGCAAUGUGGUCGCUCUGACCCCUGAUGGCCAGGCCCCCAGAUCCCCAGGGGUGGGAAGCCUCAGCUCCUCCUGUGCCAGCAGCCUGUCCCCUUCGCUGGGCAUCGAUACAGAUACAAUAAACUUUCGUUUACCAUU
Molecule: messenger RNA, 3345 nt
Organism: Sarcophilus harrisii (Tasmanian devil)
Lineage: Eukaryota; Metazoa; Chordata; Mammalia; Dasyuromorphia; Dasyuridae
Gene: RASA4B
Product: RAS p21 protein activator 4B
Exons: 21
Coding region: 195-2603 (802 amino acids)
Biological process (GO): regulation of GTPase activity; intracellular signal transduction
Source: RefSeq, a predicted model, not a curated record